Messenger RNA from Mesitornis unicolor (brown roatelo), 3587 nucleotides. RefSeq names its product DNA helicase INO80-like. Gene Ontology annotation, biological process: DNA repair. Gene Ontology annotation, molecular function: histone binding; ATP hydrolysis activity. Gene Ontology annotation, cellular component: Ino80 complex. The record is from RefSeq and is a predicted model, not a curated record. The transcript is spliced from 13 exons. The annotation marks the transcript as partial. NCBI's taxonomy places the organism in Eukaryota, Metazoa, Chordata, Aves, Mesitornithiformes, Mesitornithidae.
CACAGCUGCACUUUGCUGCAGAACCUUGUGUUCAGUAGCCACUGUAAAGCAGUUAUUGGCUAUUCAGAUCAUGUCAUACAUCGAAGGAGAUCAGCUACCUCAUGUGUACGGUGCUGCCAGGUGACUGAGCUGCCGUCCUUCCUGUGCAUAGCCAGUCCACGGGUAACAGCUGUGCCACUGGAGUUCUACUGCAAUGACCGAAGUGCAGAGUACGAGCGCAGGGCGCUGAAGGAAGGAGGAAGUCUCGAAGCAAAGCAGUGUGUGCUCAAUGGGUCCCCUGAGCUAGCAGCUGAGUGGCUGAAGCAGUGCUCCCAGUUCUUCCCAGAGUACCCAGGAGGACUCUUAGGGAUCAGGCCUCAGAAUGGCUGGUCUUUUAUCAGGAUACCAGACAAAGAGAGUCUGAUCACUGACAGCGGAAAACUGCAUGCUCUUGAUCUUCUCUUGACACGGCUGAAAUCUCAAGGACACAGAGUUCUCAUCUACUCCCAGAUGACGCGGAUGAUCGACUUACUGGAGGAAUACAUGGUUUAUAGGAAACAUACCUACAUGAGAUUGGAUGGUUCUUCAAAGAUCUCUGAACGGAGGGACAUGGUAGCAGAUUUUCAGAACAGGAAUGAUAUUUUUGUGUUCCUGUUGAGCACAAGAGCUGGAGGCUUGGGCAUUAACCUUACAGCUGCAGAUACGGUAAUUUUCUAUGACAGCGACUGGAACCCAACAGUAGACCAGCAGGCCAUGGACCGGGCACACAGGCUGGGUCAAACAAAGCAAGUCACCGUGUACCGGUUGAUAUGUAAAGGCACCAUUGAGGAGCGCAUCUUACAAAGAGCUAAGGAAAAGAGUGAGAUCCAGCGAAUGGUGAUUUCAGGUGGCAAUUUCAAACCUGACACCUUGAAGCCAAAAGAGGUGGUCAGCCUUCUGCUGGAUGAUGAGGAACUAGAAAAGAAAUUGCGUCAGCGUCAAGAAGAGAAGCGACAGCAAGAAGAAACAAAUCGUGUGAAGGAACGAAAGCGUAAAAGGGAAAAAUACGCUGAAAAGAAGAAGAAGGAAGAUGAAUUGGAUGGGAAGAGAAAGAAAGAGGGCAUGAACCUUGUAAUCCCAUUUGUUCCCUCAGCUGAUAACUCCAACCUGUCUGCUGAUGGGGACGACUCCUUCAUUAGUGUAGACUCUGCCAUGCCCAGCCCUUUCAGUGAGAUAUCCAUCAGCAGUGAAUUACAUAUGGGCUCUAUCCCUCCUGAUGAGAGCAGUAGUGAUAUGCUUGUGAUUGUGGAUGAUCCAGCUUCUUCAGCACCGCAGUCAAGGGCAACGAACUCUCCUGCUUCCAUUACUGGCUCGGUUUCAGAUACCAUGAAUGGUGUUUCAAUGCAAGAUACAUCUCUCAGUGGGAGAGGCCAGUCAGGUCGAAGCCGGGGUCGUCCUAAAGGUUCGAACAGUGGAUCAAAAGGUGGCACUGGGAAAGGCAGAAGUCGGAAAUCGAUAGCAGGAAGUGCAGCUGCAAUGGCAGGUGCCAAAGCAGGGGCGGCAGCAGCAUCUGCAGCAGCAUAUGCAGCGUACGGGUACAACGUCUCUAAAGGCAUGUCUGCAAGUAGCCCUCUACAGACAGCAAUUAUUCGUCCUUCUGGACUUGCAGAUUUUGGACCUUCAAGCGCCUCUUCGCCCUUGAGCUCCCCUUUGAGCAAAGGAAACAGUGUUUGUGGGACCCCCAAAAGCUUGAACUUGACCAGCAGUCUCAUAUCAGAAACUUCAAUUCGGAAGCAGAGCAAAGGUGCCCACACCUCAGGUGGUCGGUAGUGAUUUUGAACCCCCAAAGCUUAUCUGAACUGUGUUGGCUUUCAGAGUGGACCACCCUGCAGUCGAAGGCAUGCAAAUGAAUGCCUUGUUGCUGUCCAGCACGUGUGGAAAGAAAAUCAAAGCACAAUGGGAGUGGGUGGUUUAUGUGAGCACUUUGAUUAUGUGUAUUCCAAAAAAAACUAUCUUUGCAGACGCUGCAAGAAGGAGGGAAGGGAGUCUGGAGUAACUGGGAGAGCGUCAGCUUGUGUUUUAUUGACACAUCUGACAAAGAUUCCCAAAAAAGCAUCCAGCUACUCCAUGCAAUAUCCUGCAGCUGUGUGUGCUUGAAGUUACACCCAUAUACUUUCGCUCUUGUAGCUUGAGGUGGAACGCAGUGUUAGUUUUAUCCUAUAAAAUCAGCAUCUGAACCCCAGGAGUAUCCUGUAGAGUCAGAAGACAUUUCUGUACUGGCAGCUGGUCAGCGUACACGUGUGGGCAAUUGGAGGCUAAGGUGAAGAUGUGUGAUCAAAAAAAAUCUUGGAUUCUCCUAGUGUGGGCCUCUGGGUUUUUUAAAGGUUUUAAACACAAAAGGUGUCUCAGGCGGUUUCCAGGAAAUGGACUCUUUUCAGCACCAUCUGUCAGAAACAGGUUGAGCUGCAGAAGACAGAGUGCUGGCAGGCCCAGUGAGAGCAGCAGCACUGGCUCUGUUGGAAGAAACUACAAGCCAGUGGUUUGGUUUGUGUUUCAGAGUUCUCAUCAGCACCAGCGCUCACUGUGUUCAGAAUGAUUUCUCUCGCUUUUGAGCUGUGCAGAAUUCUUAAAAGCUUAGAAACAAAAUAAGGCUCUAUUUGUACAAAUCUCAGGAGGGAAAGCUGAAGUGCUGACGAAGACUUUGCUGCUGCUCCUCUCACUGUGCCGUAGCAGAGCGUGGUUUUGCAGCUUUGCAGUGCUGUGAGGGGAGCAAUGAAGGACAGUCCUGAGAGAGAGACAACUGUGCCAUUCCCUCUUCCAGCCAAAUUCUGGGUAAAGAGUGGUCUUGUACCCCAGCCAUCCAUUGACUGUCCUUCCAGUGUGUUCUCACUUCAUCUUUGUGGUCAUCACACGUAGUAGCGUGGUUGAGUUCACUGUGGUGUGCGGGUACCAGUAACUGUGUCCCGUAAGGCCGAUACAAGGCAGCGCUGCCAGUGCCCAUCUCUGUUCUCAUUCUCCAGUUGCUCCUUCCCCGUUCUCAAUGCACAACCCCUGCCCCCGUCGCCCCUUGCUUUGCUGUAAGCGUUGUCUGCAUUGCACUGAGAUUUAGGUGUGGGGCAGUUCUUCUGUCUGACACGUUGAGUUAAAAGGCUGUUCUGCUGGGGCACUUUCAUCCCUUGAGAGAGAAGCCAGUCGAGUUGCAGGUCUGGGCUGUGACAGCAGAAGAUGACUUUUUUUAAUUAUUAUAAUUUUUUUCCAACCCCAAAUCCUUUGCCUGGCGUCCUACAGUGUGGAGCGAGUGCUUCCUGUUGGCUCUGCCUCUAAUUUGCACACCUGAAAAUAGCAGAACUGAGCUUAGUUAGAUUGAUUUUUAAACAGAUUUGCAGGGGAUAAUUGAGGGGGAGGUGGUGUUUAAUUAACUCAAGAAGACUUCCCCCUUCCCCUCUUAUUCACAUGUAUAUAUGAUAUUUAGAGGGAAUCAGACAAAUGCCAAGCCUUUUUUUCUCUUUGAAUGUGCUGUCUAUUUUUAUAACUGAACUUGUACAUAUGUAUAAAGAGAGACACAUCUUUCUUUUACUAACUGGAGAAGAAAAUCUUAAAUAAAAUGGAGUGAGAUAAUUUUAUGUAAA